UCAGUCUUGUUUUUUGUGUCGUUCAGUCAACAACGUUUUCGGAAGAUUUACGGUCGUUUUAGAAAACGCGUUUAAUUGUAUGAAUAGAAAUCUAACUAUAAGAAUUUAUUAUCGGAUAUAUAAACAAAAAAAUCAAAUUAUUAUAUUAAUUUCAUUAAAAAAUAGUGUAAAGUGUGAAUAGAUAUUAAAAUAAUACAAAAUUAAAGCCUUAAAAAAAAACUAAAACAAAAUGCCGCAGCAUUCUUAAUUAAAACAAACGAAAAUCUAGACAAAACAAAAUAAGAGAAAAUCACAUUACAGCAAUUUAAGUGAAAAGAAAAGCAACAAAAUAGAUUUUUAGCUUAAAUAACAACUAAAAAGAUAAAAGAACUAAAGAAAUCGUUUAAAAAAUGUAUUUAAAGAAUUCUACUUAAAUAGAAACGAAACAUAUUUUUCAUUUUAAAAUUGACAAGUUACAAGUAAAAAACCAACAAAUUGGCUGGCUUAGAAGGCCUACAAUUUAGUAAGCCAUGGCUUACGACGACAAUAAGUCAUAUCUAUCAACAAUAAAAACAUUCUCAUCAACGACAGCAACAAUUGCCACAAAUAUUUUGGCUUUAAGACUUUUAAAUUGCCAUAAACUGUCAACUUUACAAAAGUCAAAGAGCAAUAAUAACAACGAUCAGAAACGAGCAAAUGAAAAGCAGGUGGCGGAGGAGGAGGAGGAGAAAAAGGAGGUCAUUAGCAAUUUUAAAAUACAUAAAAAUACAAUAAAAUCUCAAAAUGUGACAAAAUGUACACAUUUAAUUGCAACAACUAAUAAAAAGUAUUUGCCGCAACAAAAAAUUUCCACCAUAUUAAAACCAUUAACAACAGCAAAAACAACAACAACAUUGUCAUCAUGUAAUGAAACAAAUUUAUCUUGUUUUUGCGUUUCCAAUAACAGCAAUUCCAACACAUCCACAUCAUCAACUGCCAACACCUCCACCAUAUCUGCCAAUAACAAAAAACACCUUAGUUCCCUCAUCAAACCAACAACAAUUACAACCACAUCAUGUACACCAAAAAUAAGACCAACAACAGUAGCAGCAGCAGCAGCCGCAGCAACAGCUUCAACAACAACACAAAUUUCUAUUACAACUUGGAGCAACACCUUUAACUGCACAUCGUUACGUUUCAUUAUCUUAGUUUUAUAUUUAAUUUUAACGAGCUGUGUUGGCGUUAGUUUGCAAUUAAAAAAUGUACAUACAAGUUUAACAUCUGUAUCGUCAUCAUUAUCAUCGUCGUCUUCCACCUUCUAUAAUACACCAGCCACCCUACUCUUUACCACAUAUCAUGACAUACAGGUGGCAAAUAUAACAAAACCCACCGGUGGACCACAAAUAGAUGUUCUUGUCAAAGAUCUCACCGAAACAAUGGCCAUUGAUUUUUACUAUGCAAAAAAUUUAAUCUGUUGGACCGAUUGUGGUCGUGAAAUAAUCGAGUGUGUUAAUGUAAAUACCACAGGGUCGAUAUUGAAGGCACCCAAACAAACUGUGAUAUCAACUGGUUUAGAUAAACCGGAAGGUUUGGCCAUUGAUUGGUAUACGGAUAAAAUCUAUUGGACGGAUGGUGAAAAGAAUCGCAUAGAGGUGGCAACGCUAAAUGGUAAAUACCAGAAAGUAUUAUUUUGGACAGAUCUCGAUCAGCCAAGAGCCAUAGCUCUAGUACCUGCUAAGAAAUUUUUGAUAUGGACAGACUGGGGUGAAUAUCCGAAAAUAGAGAGGGCCAGCAUGGAUGGUGAUCCCCUAACACGCAUGACUUUGGUUAAAGAUAAUAUAUUUUGGCCAAAUGGUUUGACGGUGGAUUUAAAGAAUGAUUUGAUCUACUGGGCUGAUGGCCAUUUGAAAUUUAUAGAUGUUAUGAAACUAGAUGGCAGUAAUCGUAGGAAUAUUGUUAACAAUCUAAAAUAUCCCUAUAGUUUGACCUACUUCGAUAGUCGUCUUUAUUGGACAGACUGGGCUCAGGGUUCGCUAAAUGUGUACGAUUUAAAAUCUAAGGAAAUGAAAGAGUUAAUAGAUACCCCAGAAGCUCCCAAUUCCGUGCGCACUUGGGAUCCCUCUCUCCAGCCCUAUGAAGAUAAUCCUUGUGCCCAUAAUAACGGCAACUGUAGUCAUCUUUGCUUGCUUAGCACUAAUGCUCAAGGUUAUAGUUGUGUUUGUCCUACUGGCGUUAAGCUGAUAUCGGAGAAUACUUGUGCCAAUGGUUCCCAGGAAAUGCUGUUUAUAGUUCAACGAGGCCAGAUCAGUAAAAUUUCCUUAGAUUCACCGGAUUUCACCAUAUUUCCUCUGCCUUUGGGAAAGGUAAAAUACGCCAUAGCUAUUGAUUAUGAUCCAGUGGAUGAGUAUAUCUAUUGGUCAGAUGUGGAAGCUUAUUCUAUUAAAAGGGCUCAUCCGGAUGGUACCGGGGUAUCAGAUUUUGUUACUUCCGAGGUAAGACAUGCUGAUGGCUUGGCAGUAGAUUGGUUAGCUAGAAAUCUUUAUUGGACUGACACUGUUACGGAUCGUAUCGAGGUAUGUCGUUUAGAUGGUUCGGCUCGUAAAGUUUUGGUUUAUGAACACUUGGAAGAACCUAGAGCAAUUGCUUUGGCACCUACUUUAGGUUGGAUGUUUUGGAGUGAUUGGAAUGAAAAGAAACCGAAAGUAGAGCGAGCCUCUUUAGAUGGCUCCGAACGAGUGGUUUUGGUGUCAGAAGAUUUGGCCUGGCCUAAUGGUAUUGCUUUAGAUAUAGAAGCUAAAACUAUUUACUGGUGUGAUGGCAAGACAGAUAAAAUAGAAGUGGCCAAUAUGGAUGGCUCCGAUAGACGUGUGGUUAUAAGUGAUAAUCUUAAACAUUUGUUCGGCUUGAGUCUGUUGGAUGAUUAUUUGUAUUGGACCGAUUGGCAGAGAAGAUCCAUAGAUAGAGCACACAAGAUUACGGGUAAUAAUCGUAUAGUGGUGGUGGAUCAAUAUCCUGAUUUAAUGGGUUUAAAGGUGACACGUUUAAGAGAGGUUAAAGGCACCAAUGCUUGUGCCGUACGCAAUGGCGGCUGUUCUCAUUUGUGUUUAAAUCGUCCUAGUGAUUAUGUCUGUCGCUGUUCCAUAGAAUAUGAAUUGGCCAACGAUAAGAAAACUUGUGUUAUACCCGAGGCUUAUUUGCUGUUUUCCAAACAGGAAUAUAUUGGACGCAUUUCCAUUGAAAAUAAUGAGGGUAAUCAUAAUGAUGAGAAAAUACCAUUUAAGGAUGUUCGCUAUGCCCAUUCCCUUGAUGUAGAUGUAGCCGACAAACGUAUCUAUUGGACGGAUCAAAAAUCGAAAUGUAUUUAUCGAGCUUCAUUGAAUGGCUCCUAUGUUCAGCGUAUAGUGGAUGCUGGUAUUAUAAGACCCGAGGGUAUAGCGGUAGAUUGGUUGGGUCACAAUAUUUACUGGACCGAUUCGGAAGCUAGGCGCAUAGAAGUGGCUCGCUUGGAUGGCAGCAGUCGUAGGGUUUUAUUAUGGAAAGGUGUCGAAGAACCUAGAUCGUUGGUAUUGGAGCCACGCAAAGGUUAUAUGUAUUGGACCGAAUCGCCCUCUGAUUCUAUAAGAAGAGCAGCCAUGGAUGGCUCGGAAUUACAAACUAUUAUUUCUAGUGCCAAUCAUGCUACCGGUUUGACUUUGGAUCCAGAGACUAGACGCCUUUAUUGGGCUACUCAGUCCAGACCCACUAAAAUUGAGUCAGCCGAUUGGGAUGGCAAAAAAAGACAAGUUCUAGUGAGCACAGAUGUAGAUGAACCCUAUGCUGUUUCUCUGUAUCAAGACUAUGUUUAUUGGAGUGAUUGGAAUACGGGAGAUAUUGAAAGAGUACAUAAGAUUACCGGACAAAAUCGCAGUUUAGUGCAUAGCGGCAUGACUUAUAUCAGUUCCUUGGUGGUAUUUUAUAAUCAAAGACAAGUAGGCACUAAUCCUUGUAAACUGAACAAUGGUGGUUGUUCUCAUUUGUGUUUGGCUUUACCUAGUCGUCGUGGCAUGACUUGUGCCUGUCCUACUCAUUACACCUUGGCCAAAGAUAAUGUUUCCUGCAUACCUCCCAAGAAUUAUAUCAUAUUUAGUCAAAGAAAUAGUUUUGGACGUCUAAUGCCUAAUACUACAGAUUGUCCCAAUGUGCCAUUACCAGUGACUGGAAAAAAUAUUCGAGCGGUGGAAUAUGAUCCCAUAACACAUUUUGUUUAUUGGGUGGAGGGCCGCAGUCAUAGCAUUAAAAGAGCAUUAGUUAAUGGCACUAGAGCUUCGGUUUUGGUAGGCUCUGGUUCUCAACCAUUCGAUAUAGCCAUAGAUGUUAUAGGCCGUUUAUUGUUUUGGACCUGUUCUCAUUCUAAUAGCAUUAAUGUUACCAGUUUUGCUGGCGACUCUAUUGGAGUCAUAGAUACUGGCGACUCGGAGAAACCUCGUAAUAUAGCGGUACACUCUAUGAAACGUUUAUUAUUUUGGACCGAUGUGGGUAGCAAACAAGCCAUCAUACGUUCUCGUGUAGAUGGAGCUGAACGUGUUGUUUUAGCUUUUAAGCUAGAAGGUGUUACCGCCUUGGCAGUGGAUCAACAAAUUGAUAUGAUUUAUUAUGCCCAUGGCAAGCGUAUAGAUUCCAUGGAUAUAAAUGGCAAAAAUAAGAAAAUUUUGGUCUCCACGCAUAUAUCUCAAGUCAUAUCUAUAGCUGCUUUACAAGGUUUUGUUUACUGGCUUGAUGACAAAACCGGGGUGGAGCGCAUCACCAUUAAUGGUGAGGGUAGAAGAGCAGAAAUGCAGCGUAUGCCACAAAUUACCGAUAUAGUGGCGGUUUGGACUCCAGAAUCGAAAUUGUUUAGAAAUCAUACUUGUCUGCAUGCCCGCACCAAGUGCUCCCAUAUUUGCAUAGCAUCAGCUGAGGGCCGUAGUCGUGAAAUAUGUUCUUGUCCUAAAAAUCUAAUGCUUUUGGAAGAUGAACAAAAUUGUGGUGCCUUGCCGGCAUGUGGACCCGAUCACUUCACCUGUGCCGCCCCGGUAGCUGGAGGAGGAGCUAAUAGCGAUAUGAAUAAGGAUUGUAUACCAGCGUCAUGGCGUUGUGACGGGCAAAAUGAUUGUCCUGAUAAAUCCGAUGAAGUGGGUUGUCCCUCAUGCCGUCCCGAUCAAUUUAGCUGUCAAUCGGGUGAAUGUAUUGACAAAGCUCUAGUUUGUGAUGGCACCACCAAUUGUGCCAAUGGACAUGAUGAGGCUGAUUGCUGCAAAAGACCAGGAGAGUUUCAAUGUCCUAUUAAUAAGCUUUGUAUAUCAGCUGCUUUGUUGUGUGAUGGCUGGGAUCAUUGUGCUGAUGGAGCUGAUGAAUCGGCUGACAUUUGCUCUCAGGCCAAUACCCGACGCAUGGCUCCUUCUUCGGAUAAAAAGGCUUUUAUGAUUUUAAUAGUGGCCACAAUGAUUACUAUAUUUUCCAUAGUUUAUUUAUUACAAUUUUGUCGCACGCGUAUAGGUAAAAAUCGUAAUGAACCCAAGGAUGACCAAGCCUCGGAUCCUUUAAGUCCUUCUACAUUAAGUAAAUCGCAAAGAGUAUCAAAAAUUGCCUCUGUUGCCGAUGCAGUGCGCAUGUCUACUUUAAACUCACGCACCAGCAUGAAUUCCUAUGAUCGUAAUCAUAUAACCGGAGCCUCAAGUUCCACCACGAACGGCUCCAGCAUGGUAGCCUAUCCCAUCAAUCCACCACCCUCUCCAGCUACCCGCUCAAGGCGACCUUAUCGUCAUUAUAAAAUUAUUAAUCAACCUCCCCCACCUACACCCUGUUCCACCGAUAUUUGUGAUGAAUCCGAUUCAAACUAUACCAGCAAAUCGAAUAGCAAUAAUAGCAAUGGCAAUACCAAACUAUCCUCUUCCUCAGCCAAUGCCAAUUCCUGUCUACAGUACGGCUAUGAUAGUGAACCCUAUCCACCGCCACCCACACCACGUUCUCACUAUCACAGUGAUGUUAGAAUAUUACCAGAAUCCUCUUGUCCUCCUUCGCCUAGCUCAAGAUCUUCUACCUAUUUUUCACCACUGCCCCCACCACCCUCACCGGUACAAUCACCUAGUCGAGGUUUCACGUAACAGUUUGAAA
Lucilia cuprina (Australian sheep blowfly) is the source of this 6090-nucleotide messenger RNA. It is a transcript of the gene arr, whose product is annotated as low-density lipoprotein receptor-related protein 6. Lineage: Eukaryota; Metazoa; Arthropoda; Insecta; Diptera; Calliphoridae. The record is from RefSeq and is a predicted model, not a curated record. Gene Ontology annotation, molecular function: protein binding. Bases 510 to 6080 code for a protein of 1856 amino acids. The transcript has 7 exons.